Varanus komodoensis (Komodo dragon) is the source of this 3171-nucleotide messenger RNA. Its product is annotated as transcription factor COE2. The record is from RefSeq and is a predicted model, not a curated record. The transcript is spliced from 10 exons. Gene Ontology annotation, biological process: regulation of transcription by RNA polymerase II. The coding region runs from base 65 to 1174 and encodes 369 amino acids. Gene Ontology annotation, molecular function: DNA-binding transcription factor activity, RNA polymerase II-specific; RNA polymerase II cis-regulatory region sequence-specific DNA binding. Lineage: Eukaryota; Metazoa; Chordata; Lepidosauria; Squamata; Varanidae.
CUUCUUGAAAUUUUUCCUCAAGUGCAAUCAGAAUUGUUUGAAAACAGCUGGGAACCCACGAGAUAUGCGACGGUUUCAGGUCGUGUUAUCUACAACAGUGAACGUCGAUGGACAUGUACUGGCAGUGUCUGACAAUAUGUUUGUUCAUAACAACUCAAAACAUGGACGGAGGGCACGAAGACUUGAUCCUUCUGAAGCCACUCCCUGCAUCAAAGCUAUUAGCCCGAGUGAAGGGUGGACUACGGGAGGAGCAAUGGUGAUCAUUAUCGGAGACAACUUCUUUGAUGGACUACAGGUCGUAUUUGGGACCAUGCUUGUAUGGAGUGAGCUGAUCACUCCUCAUGCCAUCCGUGUCCAGACACCGCCUCGUCACAUCCCCGGUGUGGUUGAAGUAACAUUAUCAUACAAAUCAAAACAAUUUUGCAAAGGAGCUCCUGGUAGAUUUAUUUAUACAGCUUUAAAUGAGCCUACCAUAGACUAUGGUUUCCAAAGACUCCAGAAGGUUAUCCCAAGACAUCCUGGUGAUCCAGAGCGACUAGCCAAGGAAAUGCUGUUGAAGCGAGCAGCUGACCUAGUGGAAGCACUGUAUGGGACGCCACAUAAUAAUCAGGACAUCAUUCUGAAACGAGCUGCUGAUAUUGCAGAAGCUCUUUAUAGCGUCCCGAGGAAUCCUGGUCAAAUCCCUACUUUGUCCAGUUCUCCUGCUCACACCAGCAUGAUGGGCAUCAAUUCCUACGGCAGCCAAUUAGGAGUCAGCAUCUCCGAGUCAACACAAGGGAAUAAUCAAGGUUACAUCCGCAACACAAGCAGCAUCUCCCCACGAGGUUACUCUUCUAGCUCGACCCCUCAGCAGUCUAAUUACAGCACUUCCAGUAACAGCAUGAACGGUUACAGCAACGUCCCCAUGUCUAACCUGGGUGUUCCUGGCUCGCCUGGAUUCAUUAACGGCUCUCCCACAGGAUCUCCCUAUGGCUUGAUGUCCUCAAGUCCAACAGUUGGCUCCUCUAGCACUUCUUCCAUCCUCCCGUUCUCCUCCUCGGUCUUCCCUGCCGUCAAACAAAAGAGUGCCUUUGCUCCUGUCAUCAGACCCCAAGGAUCCCCCUCCCCGGCUUGUUCCACUGGCAAUGGAAAUGGGUUUAGAGCCAUGACUGGCCUUGUCGUUCCUCCAAUGUAAAAGAAGAGGAAAAAUCGCUGAAGCUCCCUCCCCCACUUUUUUUUUCUUUUUUACAGCACAAAACUACUUAUUGAUUUGGAGCACUAAAAAGGAAAAAAUAGCACUCCAAGCUAUUCCAUGGGAAUCCAUGUGCAGAGAAAAAGGGAACUUUUUUAAUGGAUGGGACAUUCUAGGAGGUUGCUCUCAUCUGUUCCAGUUUUCAUACACACUUACAUCAACCCCUAGAACAUUAAAGGAGGAAUUAGCCAAGAUCCAGAUGUAUACUGUUUAUGGGGUUGAAUCCAGAAUACAAGGUUUUUCUUAUGGACAAAAAAACCUUCAUAGCAUUUGUAAAAUAUUAAAAGGAGGAACAAAUUGGCCAACUGUUCGAGCUUGCUAUUUUGGAUACUCUUUGUUUUACUUUGUAGGAGAAAAAAUGUUGAAGUUUCUAUUUUCUAUGGAGCAUUUCAGAUACCAGUUUAGUUUAUGCAGAAAAAAAAUCACAAAACAGGGUACCAGCAUGGAAGACUUUCUUAUAAAACUGAUAUGAAUGGUGAAAUGUGGAUGUAUGUGUGUAUUUGCUUAUAGUUUAAUCUCUUUUAAAAUGGAAAAUGUAAUAUGUUUUACAAUUAUUUAAAUAAAUAAACUUGUAAGUUAUUGUAUGUAGAGGUAGACAUUGAAGACUUUGGGGGGAGUUUUUUGCCUCCUGUCGUACAAUGAACAACAGCAAAAAGAAUGCAAAAAUGCGGCAACAAGUUCUUUAUGCUACAACCUGUCUUCACUCCUCUCCUGCUCCUCAUUGAACCAUGUACAAGAAUGUCAUAAAUUCUUCACGAAGGACUCAUCCACAACCUUUUAUACACAUAAUGGUAUAUAUACAUAUAUAUAUAUAAAUAUAGGACAGUAGUUAAUGUAUGAAUAUUAUACACUUUUUCAUCUUUUGAUUCAAUCAAGGUUUCAGGUCCUGGCGUAAGCUGUCUAGUUUCAGACAUCCUAUCAGUAACUAUGUGGCAUGCAUGGGGUUUUAAUCAGGUUUUCGUGUGGAACUGUCAUUACUUUUCAGGUUGCAGCUGAGCAAGAAAGAACAGGAAAGUUUCUCUAGUUGAUUGCUUUCCGUGUAGUAAAGGCGAUGUUCCGUAUAUGUUACAAAGAAGGUUGAUGCUCACAUACGAAUCUUAACGAUCCUAGGUGAAUGUUGUGAAUACGCAGAUCUUGACUUGGAUAACAGUCAACAUUCGCCAACGUAUCCUAAGACUUAGGCAUUUCUAAAACUUUGUGCAGGAUUGUCUGGGCUCACUUUUGAGUUCUGGAAGCCAUCAGUUGUUCCGUGUAACAUAUACAUGAUAAGAAACCUGUACAUUCUUAUAUAAUUCAGAAGUAACAAUAGAACAAAGCAUCCAGGAUUUGAAUGAGAAUAUGCAUUUGGCUCCAUGGCAGAGGAUUGAUUUCUGUGGGGCUGACCAUGGAUUUCAAUGAAGUUGGUACCAAUCUUUCCUUUUGAGAAACAAAAUGAAAGCAAAGGCCAUGCUCUCCAUUUAUUUGGAUGGAGGGCCAGGGUCUCCUCAUACAAACAAGAGCACGCAUGCAGAAGGUCCCUCCACUGAAAUGAAUGGGAAGGCAUACUUGCACAAGAGACCCAUAUGCACAUGCUUCCAGACUUACACGGAUCUGUGAAUCAGGGCAACUGUCUCAAGAAAUUAACGAGGAAUGUCGUGAACGUGCUGAUCCAUGGCUUCCUUGGCAACAUGUUGAUCACUGGUAAGAGCUGUUUUUAUGAGUUGGUAGUUUCCCCAAGAUCUUCUAAACCCCCUUUCUGUUGCUGUCAUUGUAACCAUCUCUAUUGGAGUCCCGUAUGUUGAUAAUACACCUAUAAAAUCUAUUGAUCACUUAUUGGCUUUUUACAAUAUACUAUUUAUAUAUGUACCUGUAUUUUAAGGUGAAACCCAAACUUCUGUGCACCCAAUGAGGGUAAAUGUGUUUUUCAGGGGAAUAAAAACAUGAGUGUUUUCCCAUGAUGA